Molecule: messenger RNA, 1836 nt
Organism: Scatophagus argus
Lineage: Eukaryota; Metazoa; Chordata; Actinopteri; Scatophagidae
Gene: viml
Product: vimentin like
Exons: 9
Coding region: 85-1452 (455 amino acids)
Biological process (GO): intermediate filament organization
Cellular component (GO): cytoplasm; intermediate filament; plasma membrane
Molecular function (GO): structural constituent of cytoskeleton
Source: RefSeq, a predicted model, not a curated record
AGUAGCAGUUUAGCAAACGCCUUCCCAGGCGCACAGUUGGGACGGGAUCACCGCUGAGCUGUUGUCUGCACAGAUACAAGCGAGAUGUCUUACAGAUCUGCUCCACAGUCUUCUUACAGGAAGAUGUUUGGCGGGGACAGAGUCGUAUCCAGGAGCAGCUACUCCAGCCGCCAGUUCUCCAGCUCGGUGCGCUCCCCUCGGGUGUCCUACGGUCUCUCCUCCGCCCCGACCAUCUACGCAGCGAAGACCCAGAGGCUCCGGAGCAGCGCAGCCAUGCCCCGGCUGGCCUCAGAGAACUUGGACUUCUCCCUGUCCGACGCCAUAAACACCGAGUUCAUCACGAACCGCACCAACGAGAAGGUGCAGAUGCAGUCGCUCAACGACCGUUUCGCCAGUUACAUCGAGAAGGUCCGCUUCUUAGAGCAGCAGAAUAAGAUCCUGUUGGCGGAGCUGGAGCAGCUGCGGGGCAAAGGCACGUCCCGGGUCGGAGAUCUGUACGAGGACGAGAUGCGGGAGCUGAGGCGCCAGGUGGACCAGCUCACCAACGAGAAGGCCCGGGUGGAAGUUCACCGGGAUAACCUGGCAGACGACAUCGACAGGCUGAGGGAGAAGUUGCAGGAUGAGAUAGCCCAGCGGGAGGAUGCUGAGAGCAACAUGCAGAGCUUCAGACAGGAUGUGGACAAUGCUGCCCUCGCCAGACUGGACCUGGAGCGAAAGGUGGAGUCACUCCAGGAUGAAAUCAACUUCCUCAAGAAGCUGCAUGAUGAGGAAAUGCUGGAGCUGCAGAACCAGAUCCAUCAGCAGCAGCAUGUGCAGGUGGACAUGGAGAUAGCUAAACCUGACCUGACGGCCGCUCUGAGGGACGUCCGUCUGCAGUAUGAAAACCUGGCCUCCAAAAACAUCCAGGAGUCUGAGGAAUGGUACAAAUCCAAGUUUGCUGACCUCACCGAAGCUGCAGCCAGGAAUAACGAGGCCUUGAGAGUGGUCAAACAAGAGGCCAAUGACUACAGGCGCCAGGUUCAGGCACUUACCUGUGAGGUGGAUGCCCUUAAAGGAACCAAUGAGUCCAUGGAGCGCCAGAUGAGAGAGAUGGAGGAGAACUUCUCUCUGGAGACGAGCGGUCACCAGGACACCAUCGGACGUCUGGAGGAGGACAUUCACAACAUGAAGGACGAGAUGGCCCGUCACCUUCGUGAGUACCAGGACCUCCUAAAUGUCAAGAUGGCCCUGGACAUUGAGAUUGCCACCUACAGGAAGCUGCUGGAAGGAGAGGAGAGCAGAAUCACUACUCCACUGCCGAGCUUCUCGUCUCUAAACCUGAGAGAAACAAUGGUUGAUUCCAAACCUCAUAUUGAAACCACAACAACCAAGAAGGUUCUCAUCAAGACCAUCGAGACUCGGGAUGGUCAGGUGAUCAACGAGUCGACCCAGAACCACGACGACAUGGAGUAAAAAUUUAGUCUUUGUCUUUCCCAAACAAUCAACAAAAGCAAUAUAAAGAAACACGACUCACUGGGGCUACAAGCAAGCGAAUGAACCAACAACACACAAAAAGAAAACAGCUUCUAAAAGUGCCUUUAUGUGUGAUGAUCCAGUAAGCCUGUUAGCUGACACAAACUGCUUUGCUUCUUCUCCUCUGCUGAAAGUAUCAUCUUUUGUCACAUUUGUUUAGACACAAUAAUGAGCUCAGCACAACUUAGAAAUCCUUAACAAAAGUCUGCAAUUCUUUUCUUUGUAACCAAAGUAGUAUUUUUGAUGCACACUCCAGGAAGCAUUUAUGCUAAAGAUGUCACAAUUGCCUGUACGCAGCAAUAAACCAUUAAGAUGGUAACUCAA